Tympanuchus pallidicinctus (lesser prairie-chicken) is the source of this 1332-nucleotide messenger RNA. Its product is annotated as PHD finger protein 7-like. The transcript has 9 exons. Lineage: Eukaryota; Metazoa; Chordata; Aves; Galliformes; Phasianidae. The record is from RefSeq and is a predicted model, not a curated record. Gene Ontology annotation, cellular component: nucleus. Bases 1 to 1332 code for a protein of 443 amino acids.
AUGCCGAACAUGGCGGAGAAGAAGGAGGAGGCCCCUGACUCCGGGGAGCCAGUGUGCGUGCUGUGCGGCCGCGCACAGGUGAACCCGGACAUCUGCGGGCAGACAUUUGCCAGCGGUGGGCUCUGUGCCCACGAAUUCUGCUUGGUCUUUGCCAACGGGCUUCUGCAGUGGAGAUGCCCAUCGGGGCAAAUUUUUGGCUUCCCCGUUAGCGCCAUCCAGCACACGCUCCAGCUGGCAGGCCAGAAGAACUGCUUUGUCUGUGGCGGGAGGGGAGCUGCCAUCAGCUGCGCGGAAGCAGGCUGCGAGCGCAGCUUCCACCUGCCCUGCGCCGAGGACGGGCAGUGCGUCACGCAGCACUUUGGGCUGCACAGGUCCUUCUGCUGGGAGCAUCGCCCUCGGCAGGCAGCGGAGGCAGCUCCGUCGCAGAACACCAUCUGCGUCAUCUGCCUGGAGCCCGUGGGGGACUGCACGUCCUACCACACCAUGGUGUGCCCGGUGUGCAAGCAGGCCUGGUUCCACCGGGGCUGCAUCAGGAAACAUGCCCUGCACGCCGCCACCAUGCGCUUCUUCUGCCCUGUCUGCGGAGGAAAAACAAGAUUCCGCUCCCAGAUGACCACCCUGGGCAUCCAAAUCCCAAUCAGACGACCAUCUUGGUGGGACGACGCAGCAUACCAGCCGCUGCGAGAAAGGCACAGGCGCUGCGACGCCAACCCGUGCAUCCACCUAGGAGGCAGGGAGAGGGCACACGAGCAAGGGCUCUGGCAGCUGGUCAUCUGCAGCUCCUGCGGCUCAGAAGGCACGCACUGGUGCUGCUCCUUCUGGGCCAUGGGCACAAAUGGCUGGGAGUGCGACACCUGCGCUGGCAGGAGCACCGGUAAGAGAAGACAGAGGACCACACGGUCCUCCAGAACCUCCCUGGCAGAUGCAGCCAGAAAUCGUCUCAGGCAGCGGGAGACCGGCCGCACAAGAAGCCGCUCCCCAUUGCGAGGCCGGGCCUCGGGCUCCCAGAGUCGGCCCCGAAGACAGCGUGGUGGGAGCCGUACCACAGCCCAAGGUAGUCAGGGCGGCACCGGCACCUCGGCCACACCAGCACCACCGAGGUCCUCGAGGCCUUCCCCUCCGCCUGCACGCAGAAGACAGUCCAGGCAACGAGGGCGGGCCCCCACUCGAAGCCGAUCCCCAGUGGGGCGUCGCGCUUCCACUUCCCGCAGCCGGUCCCGACGAGGCCGUGGGAGCCGGUUCAGGCAGCGGGGACCAGCCCGGGCACAAAGCCGCUCCCGGGCAAACCACCCGAGAAGACGGCCCCACGGCCAGUCCCAAAGACGGCGCUGA